UUCAGUCUGUCAUGUCAAUCUUUUUUUUGUUUUGUUGUCUUUGUGUUGUUUUGUGAUGUCGUCUAAAUAUCACUAAAUCGAAUUAGACAAUAUUGUUUACAUUAAUCUGUUCAAAAGUUGCUCAAAAGUGUUUUUAUGUGAAUAACGAUACGAAUACUGUGUUAUGUACGUAAGGAUAUAAAAAACAAAAUCUCUAGUGGUACAAUAACGAAUAUAGUAUGGGAGUUCGGUGAUUCUUUAUUCAAAUAAGGCGGAGUUCGAAUAUCAACAAAACCAAGAUGGCAACAAUACAACAGAUAGAAUCGAAACGCAUCCUGCUAACAGACAACGGGCCCAGGGACCACAUGAACAACGAAGUGUCCUCAACAUCCAGCGAGAGCUCAUCAUCUGAUCCCAUCACCAAGUUCAACAAAUACUAUAGAACUACGUAUAAACAGUCACAGUCGGACAAUGAAGGCCCACCGAGAAGGUCAAUACAACUGCCAAGAAGCCAUUACAAAUCAAUGAACAACAUAAACGACAUAUACACCGAGGUAACGUCAGUACAAAACAGCAUUUCAAAUAUAGAUUUAAAUCUCCACACGACGGAGAUAAAGAAAUUCGAAUCUCUACGCAUUCCCAUUGUAGGUUAUGAGGUUAUGGAGGAACGGGCCAGGUUUACAAUAUACAAACUGAAAGUUGAAGACGACAAGAGGGACCAAUCUUGGCUAGUAUUCCGUAGAUAUACAGAUUUUGUCCGUUUGUACAACAGAGUGAAAAAUCAACAGCCGAACCUAAUGUUGCCAUUGCCAGGCAAGAGAUGGUUCAGAGAUAACUUUGAACCGGCAUUCUUAGAAGAAAGGGUUAGGGGAUUACAGAUAUUCGUCAAUGCAAUAUUAAGUAAACUGCCCAAUCAUCCGAUAGUUAGGGAGUUCUUCUGUUUGGAUGAACCACCGCAGGUUUUCAGCUACCAGCCUGAGGUGCAAGCCGUUUAUGGCGCUCUAGAAGAUUCUAUUAGUACCCUCAAAGUGCAACUGAAACAGAAGGACGCAACUAUUAUGCAUUUGCAGAAACGUGUGUCCCAAUUGGAGGACCAAGUUAAGAAUUGUCCAACUUGCUGUACGAAUAAAUCGGCGAAUUUGUAGCUUUUUGUCAUUAAAACGUGCUUUUGGUGUUUUUUCUUUGAAAUGGGACACCAAAUCACCGCAAUCGCAAUUGGCUGAUUUACUAAGAAAUUUGGAUGUUGCACAAUAGGUAUUGUUGCCAGGCAACGGGUGGUUCAAAGCUUUCUUUGAACCAGCUUCCCCAGAAGAGAAACAAAGGCAUUCUAAAACAACACAAGUCUAUAUGGUCAAUACUAGCUGCUUUGCCAGAGUAAUAUAGAUUUUGGACAUUAGCAUAUUACAUAAAAAGUAUUCAGCAGACUUUUUUAAAACUUUUUUGAUCGCCAGGUAAUAGAUGGUUAAGUUAUCUUUGAACCAGCUUCGCCAGAAGAGAAACAAAGGCAUUCUAAAACAACACAAGUUUAUAUGAUAAUACAAAACAAUACUGGCUGCUUUGCCAGAGUAAUAUAGAUUUUGGACAUUAGCAUAAUACAUGAAAAAUAUUCAGCAGAAUUUUUUUUAAACUUUUUUUAUUGCCAGGCAAUAGAUGGUUCAAAGUUAUCUUUGAACUAGCUUUCCCAGAAGGGAAACCGAGGUAGUCUAAAACAACACAAAUAUAUGAUUGGCUAGUAAGCCAGAGUCAUAUAGAUCUUGGAUGUUAGCAGAAUACAUUUAAAUAUUCAGCAGUUUUUGGUAUCAUUGCCAGGCAAGAGGUGGUUCAAAGUUAUCUCUGUAAUCUUCCCAACCAUCCAUUAGUUUACAUACAUAUCUACAUUUAAAAACAAUUACUUUAUGGAUGGAUAAUGAUUGUCAAGCAAGACGUGGUUCUAUAAUAACUUUGAACCAGCUUUCGUAGAAAGUGUUAGGGGGUUGUACUCGUAGUUCUUUGUAAAUUUUCCAACCUAGAUAGGUUUUAACUCUAGGUAGUAGCUAGACAGAUUCUCUAUUUGGAACCAUCAAGUGUUAGCCUGUCUGAAGUUUAAGUCAUUUUACCAUUCUUGUGUUUUUUUUUAGCUGUAUCAAAAUCAAAAUCAAAAAUCAAAAAUCAUUUAUUUCAAGUAGGCUCAGUUUACAAGCACUUUUGACACGUCAGUUGACUAUUUGUAAAGAUUCUACCACCGGUUCGGAAGGCAGGUUCUGCUGAGAAGAUACCGGCAAGAAACUCAACAGUUGCUCUUUUGAAAAAGUCAUACAGUAUUAUAAUUUACAAUUGAUAACAAUUACUGUUUACAUUUAUUAUAGUUUUACUUUCUGUGUGAAGGUGGAAGCUGAUCCAACGACCUUCAAGCAUCUUUAUCAUUAAGGAACUCAUCAAUGUUGUAGUACCCUCGACUAAGUAAAUGUUUUUUAACACAUUGCUUAAAGCUAUGCAUUGGCAGGUCCAUCACAGUCUUGGGGAUCUUAUUAUAGAAGAGUACACCCAAACCUACAAAAGAUUUUUUAACUCUUUGGAGACGAUAUGCAGAAAUAACUAACUUAUGCCUGUGUCUAGUAAGACGUGGGUUUAAAUCUCCUUUUCGUUUGUACAAAUUAAUAUUUUGUCUUACAUAUACUAUACUGUUAUAUAUAUAUUGACAGGCUACUGUUAGUAUACGUAUAAUCGAAUCUUAAAUUUCGCUUAAUUUAAUUCAUGAUCUACGAGACCGUACCAUUUAGUCAGAAAUAGAUUCUAUUACUGUGUGGCAAAUGAAUAACAUCAAAUAUAUAUAGCACACUUGUAUUUUAUUAAUUUGUCGUUUUUUUCAUGUCACACAUUUAUAUGUCAGAGUCGAGCUAUAUAUAAAAAAAAAAUAUACAUACAUUGAAAAAGUGCCUGAUCUACUAUUUGUAAAUAUAAAGUAGAUAUCUACUAAUUGUAAAAAAUAAAAUGCAUUUUUUGUACUAGAUAAUUAUUAUACUGUACGGAUUUGGGAUCCAUUUUUUAUACAAAAAGUAUUUAAGUAUUAUAAAGUAAGCAAUAAAUUCAUGUUCGUAAUGAUUUCAUGUUUAGCUCAAUGUAAUGGCAGCAGGCAGCUUAUUUAUUAUUAAUACAACACACAGCUGCCAAUCUCAUGUUCAUAUUAGCUAACAGCUACCAAUCUCAUGUUGAUAUUAGCUAACAGCUACCAAUCUCAUGUUGAUAUUAGCUUACAGCUAUCAAUCUCAUGUUAAUAUUAGCUGACCAAUCACGUGUUGAUAUUAGCUAAUGGCUAUCAGUCUCAUGUUGAUAUUAGCUGACCAAUCACGUGUUGAUAUUAGCUGACCAAUCACGUGUUGAUAUUAGCUAAUGGCUAUCAGUCUCAUGUUGAUAUUAGCUAACCGAUACCAAUCUCAUGUUGAUAUAAGCUAACAGCUACCAAUCUCGUGUUGAUAUUAGCUAACAGCUACCAAUCACGUGUUGAUAUUAGCUAAAAGCUACCAAUCUCGUGUUGAUAUUAGCUAACAGCUACCAAUCACGUGUUGAUAUUAGCUAAUGGCUACCAAUCUCAUGUUGAUAUUAGCUAACAGCUAUCAGUCUCAUGUUGAUAUUAGUUAACAGUUAUCAAUUUCAUGUUGAUAAUAGCUAACAGCUAUCAGUCUCAUGUUGAUAUUAGCUAACAGCUAUCAGUCUCAUGUUGAUAUUAGCUGACCAAUCACGUGUUGAUAUUAGCUAAUGGCUAUCAGUCUCAUGUUGAUAUUAGCUAACCGAUACCAAUCUCAUGUUGAUAUAAGCUAACAGCUACCAAUCUCGUGUUGAUAUUAGCUAACAGCUACCAAUCACGUGUUGAUAUUAGCUAAAAGCUACCAAUCUCGUGUUGAUAUUAGCUAACAGCUACCAAUCACGUGUUGAUAUUAGCUAAUGGCUACCAAUCUCAUGUUGAUAUUAGCUAACAGCUAUCAGUCUCAUGUUGAUAUUAGUUAACAGUUAUCAAUUUCAUGUUGAUAAUAGCUAACAGCUAUCAGUCUCAUGUUGAUAUUAGCUAACAGCUAUCAGUCUCAUGUUGAUAUUAGUUAACAGUUAUCAAUUUCAUGUUGAUAUUAGCUAACAGCUAUCAAUUUCAUGUUGACAUUAGCUAAGCUAUCAAUUUCAUGUUGAUAUUAGCUAACCGAUACCAAUCUCAUGUUGAUAUAAGCUAACAGCUACCAAUUUCAUGUUGAUAUUAGCUGACAGCUACCAAUCUCAUGUUGAUAUUAGGUAACAGCUACCAAUCUCGUGUUGAUAUUAGCUAACAGCUAUCAGUCUCAUGUUGAUAUUAGUUAACAGUUAUCAAUUUCAUGGUGAUAUUAGCUGACAGCUACCAAUCUUGUAUUGAUAUUAGUUAACAGCUAUCAUGGUGAUAUUAGCUAACAACUACCAAUCUCAUGGUGAUAAUAGCUAACAGCUAUCAAUUUGUUGUUAAUAUUAGCUAUCACAUAUCAAUUUCAUGUUGAUAUUAGCUUACAUCUAUCAAUUUCAUGGUGAUAUUAGCUAACACUAGCUGACUAGACAACAAGUGACUACAGCACACUCAUUUAUUUUCUAUUCUUUUAUGUCGAACUAAUAGACAUUUCACAUAGCUGAGUCAACCUACUGUGCGCUGUAGCACGGUGCGGGUGACAGUUGCCCUAUGACAUUCAUAACACGUAUCGUGGGGAAUCGCGACAAACUUUCAAGAGUGAAACGAACUGUCACCAUGCUAUAGUGCACGAACUGUAGUAGUACAGGGGUAGGUACUAAAGAGUAAAAGGUGUAUUUAUUUGUACUAAUUUUUUAUUUAGAACAUAUGACUUUUCCUGUUCUCCUAGUCGGAAAGACCAUGCUAGGAGUGAAUACUAUAGAAUGUAAAUAAUUUUAAUUGGAGUUUACUCCUUAAGAAUCGAUUAUUCAUAUAUAGCCCCCGGUAUGAAAAAAAUAUGGGCAGUAAAAUUCGAUUGACAGCGUUACGUUUUUUGUGCGCAACCUAUUCUGCGCACCUUUCACUUUUCAUUCGUAAGUACUGAGACGUACACAGUGUAUGCUGCGGGACUACAUACACUAUUUAGACAGUCGAUCUGAAAGAGUAAACUCGGUUCGUUUUUUUUUUAAUAUUAAUAUGUUUAUCACACUGAUAUUAUCUAUGGUACAAACAAAAGUGAUACAAUUUUGUCAUUACAAUAUAUCGAAUAUUACUGGAAUAUCAUAAUAUUUAGGGUCUAGAAAUGGUUGAUGGUUGAAACCAAUGAUUUUAUACUAUUAGAUAUGUUACGUGCCUACAAAAUUUUCUUAAAACUUAGCUACUCCUCUGGAGGCACACAAUUUUGUGUAUACUUACAAUAUUUUAUAUACUAGCGGACGCCCCGCCCUUAGGCCUCUUUAAUCCGGCUCUUACAGUAGUAUCGCUGUAAAAAUGGAGUAACUUCUCCCGUUUUCCCAACAUUUCCCUUCACUGCUCUGCUCCUAUUGAUCGUAGCGUGAUGAACAGUAUACUAUAACCUGCCCAGGAGUUUGAAGAAUAAUUGUACCAAGUUUCGUUAAAAUCCGUCGAGUAGUUUUUGUUUCUAUAACGAAAAGACAGACAGACCAAAAUUGUACUGAUUGCAUUUCAGGCAUCAGUAUUGAUCACUAAUCAUCCCCUGAUUGUUAUUUUGGAAAUAUAUUUCAUGUACAGAAUUGACCUCUCUACAGAUUUAUUAUAAGUAUAGAAUAGAUAGAUAUGUAUGUAGAGCCGUGGUAGCCCAGAGGAUAUGACCUCUGACUCUGAUUCCAGAGGGUGUGGGUUCGGGACAUGCACCUCAGUUGUGUGCAUUUUAAGAAAUUAAAUAUCACGUGUCUCAAACAGUGAAGGAAAACAUCGUGAGGAAACCUGCACACCAGAGAAUUUUCUUAAUUCUCUGCAUAUGUGAAGUCUGCCAAUCCGCAUUGGCCCAGCGUGGUGGACUAUUGGCCUAACCCCUCUCAUUCUGAGAGGAGACUCGAGCUCACCAGUGAGCCGAUUAUGGGUUGCAAAUGAUGAAUGCCAUAUCUAUAGUAUAAAAUGAUUGGUUGAAACUAUAGGUUUUUUGUGUCGUAAAUGUCCCAAUUUCACACUUAUUUGUUUAGCAUAGAAUUUUAUAAAAAAACAACUAGCGGACGCACGCGUCUUUGUCCGCGUGAAAUAAUUUUUUUUUACAAAUUCAGUGGGAAUUAUGGACUUUUCGGGUAUAAAAUGUGGCCAAAGUUCUGCUUCCAAGGUCCAGUUUAUCAAAUUGGUUCAACGGUUUAGUCAUAAAAAGAUAAGACCUCAUUCGCACGAGAGUUUUUUUAACGGACGUUAAAAAAGACGUAAUUUAACGUCGUGAAAAACGACAGCGUUUUAAAGACGACGCUUUUUUUCGAGCAGUUUUCAAUUUUGUGGGUUGGAAAUAGAUCUUUAUUAAACUUCAUACUAUAUUUGAACGUUUUUUUAACGUCCGUUAAAAAAUCUCUCGUGCGAAUGAGGGCUAACAGAUUAUACCUUUUGAAUUUAAAUUAUUAGUAUGGAUGUUUUAAAGUAUGUAGUAAAUAAUGAAAAGUAAACAAUGCUACUUUGCUGAAUUAAAAGUUUUUUUUUUAAUUUUACACGGACAAAAGUUGCCGGCAACAGUUUUUUAUAUAGUUAUUAUAAUUAUACAAAUACAAUAAUUAAUUAACUAUUAAUUAAGAAUAUGGCAGUUUAAUUAUUUUAUAAUUUUUAUUAAUAGAUAUUAGAUGUUUAUAACCUAGCGGACGCUCGCGACUUCCGCGUGGAUUUAAUUUUUUCACAAAUCCCGCGGGAACCAUGGAGUUUUUCAGGAUUAAAAGUAGCCUAUGUGUUAAUCCAGAGUGAAAUCUAUUUCCGUUCCAAAUGAAAUGGUCCAUUUCAUGACCACUCUUAUAACCCGUAACCGUAUCAUUAAAAUUUAAAAAAUACAAGGAUUUUAUUAAAAUCUAAAUAAGUGAAUAAAUCAAGAAAUAAAUAAAAUUAAAACCCAAGUUUUUGAGUUAUAUCAAGAUGGCGCCCAUAAAGCAACUAUGACAUGACAAUUGACAGCAAACGUCAAAUCGACUACUGCAUUGAAAACGUCAUCAAUCCGCCAUUAUUAUCCAUAUUAGUGUUGCAUUUCUUGGGAGAGAAUAAAUACUAUUUCCAGAGAAUUAAAGUAAAUUCGUAGAUAUGGUUAAUCAAAUUUGUGGCGCCACCAUCGGUUAAAAUUUGUCUAUUUCUCAGAUAUUUCCUGUUACUCGCAUGUUAAGCGACAGCUCUCAGACUAUUAAAGGUACAAAUAAUAUAAUGUAAUAUAGUUAUAAGGUGCUAUUAAUUUGUCGAUACAAAAUAUAAGCAUUUAAAUAUGUGAUGAUAAUAAAUAAUAAUUAAUUAUAUUUUUUAAUAAAAUUAAAUGUUACAUAUACAAAA
Messenger RNA from Bicyclus anynana (squinting bush brown), 7411 nucleotides. RefSeq names its product sorting nexin-16 (gene Snx16). The record is from RefSeq and is a predicted model, not a curated record. The coding region runs from base 279 to 1124 and encodes 281 amino acids. The transcript is spliced from 3 exons. Gene Ontology annotation, molecular function: phosphatidylinositol binding. Lineage: Eukaryota; Metazoa; Arthropoda; Insecta; Lepidoptera; Nymphalidae. Gene Ontology annotation, cellular component: extrinsic component of endosome membrane; late endosome; early endosome. Gene Ontology annotation, biological process: endosome to lysosome transport; protein targeting to lysosome; early endosome to late endosome transport.